AUGGGUCGUGUUCGUACCAAGACAGUGAAGAAGUCCUCACGUCAGGUCAUUGAGAGGUACUACUCUAAAAUGACCUUGGAUUUCCACACCAACAAGAAGAUCUUGGAAGAGGUUGCUAUCAUCCCCUCAAAGCGGCUCCGCAACAAGAUUGCUGGGUUCUCCACCCAUCUAAUGAAGCGUAUUCAGAAGGGACCAGUUCGUGGCAUCUCAUUGAAACUACAAGAGGAAGAGCGUGAGCGUCGCAUGGAUUUCGUGCCUGAGGAGUCAGCAAUAAAGACAAGUGAGAUCAAGGUUGACAAAGAGACCAUUGACAUGCUUGCUGCUCUUGGUAUGUCAGACUUUCCUGGGCUUGUUGAAGUUGAGCCUCAGCCUAUGGUUCCCACCACAGGCUUCGGUAGAGGAGGUGGUGCUAGGAGGUUCUUGAGUUAA
Molecule: messenger RNA, 429 nt
Organism: Dovyalis caffra
Lineage: Eukaryota; Viridiplantae; Streptophyta; Magnoliopsida; Malpighiales; Salicaceae
Source: the annotation of a GenBank genome assembly